Malus domestica (apple) is the source of this 1363-nucleotide messenger RNA. RefSeq names its product bifunctional protein FolD 2. Gene Ontology annotation, biological process: tetrahydrofolate interconversion. Gene Ontology annotation, cellular component: cytosol. The record is from RefSeq and is a predicted model, not a curated record. Gene Ontology annotation, molecular function: methenyltetrahydrofolate cyclohydrolase activity; methylenetetrahydrofolate dehydrogenase (NADP+) activity. Lineage: Eukaryota; Viridiplantae; Streptophyta; Magnoliopsida; Rosales; Rosaceae.
CCUUUCCUUAUCACUCUAUCGUCCUGCCACUAUUUCCUCUUCGCGAUUUCCAGGGAUUGCAUCUGGGAUUUUUCCUAGCUCUCUCGAUUCUCCACCCGACGCCCUCUGUCUCCCCGAUUAGGGGUUUCCAGGUUUGUUUUACUGGAUCACAGUAACCCUUUGCGGUUCGAGGUCCGAGUCAGCCCGACCCAUCCUUAAUCUCCUCAAGACCGAGCGAGUGAUUGAUCAAUGGCAUCACAAUCUGAUCACAAGGCUGCGAUAAUCGAUGGGAAAGCUAUAGCUCAGACCAUCCGAAAUGAGAUUGCGGAGGAAGUUCGUCAUCUGUCCCAGAAAUACGGCAAGGUUCCGGGACUGGCAGUGGUGAUAGUUGGGACCCGGAAGGACUCCCAAAGCUAUGUGAGCAUGAAGCGAAAGGCGUGCGCUGAAGUUGGGAUCAAAUCUGUGGACAUUGACCUCCCGGAGAAUGUGUCCCAAGACGACCUCAUUGCCAAAGUUCACGAAUUGAAUGCUACUUCUGAUGUACAUGGUAUACUAGUUCAGCUCCCAUUGCCAAACCAUAUUAAUGAGGAGAAAGUGUUGAGUGAAAUCAGCAUCGAGAAGGAUGUUGAUGGCUUUCAUCCUCUCAACAUCGGCAAACUUGCAAUGAAAGGCAGAGAACCUCUGUUCCUUCCUUGCACUCCCAAGGGAUGUCUUGAACUUCUGUCGCGGAGUGGGAUAAGCAUAAGGGGGAAGAAAGCAGUGGUUGUUGGCAGAAGUAACAUUGUUGGACUACCAGUUUCAUUGCUUCUUUUGAAAGCAGAUGCUACUGUUACCGUAGUCCAUUCCCGCACACCUGAUCCAGAGAGUUUCAUCUGUGAAGCGGACAUUGUUAUUGCUGCAGCAGGACAGGCAAUGAUGAUCAAGGGUAGUUGGAUAAAACCCGGUGCUGCUGUCAUUGAUGUCGGCACAAAUGCUAUAGACGAUCCGAGUAGAAAGUCGGGCUAUAGAUUGGUUGGAGAUGUAGAUUUCCAGGAAGCAUGUAAGGUAGCCGGAUGGGUAACUCCUGUUCCUGGUGGCGUCGGACCAAUGACGGUGGCAAUGUUGCUCAAGAACACUUUGGAUGGUGCUAAGCAUGCUAUUGCGCAAUAAAGCCCCCCCUUGUCCUUUGAUCCCUUCAUAAUAAGCUGCUGCUCAAGAACACUUUGUAUGUUAUCUAUAUUAAGGGAGAGAGACACAACAAAUGAUAUAAUCUACGCUAAAAGAUAGGGGGUAUGCUUAGCCUUAUAAUGGGCAAUAAUGUGGUUCAAAUUUAAUUUUUGUGAGAAUCGAACCUAAAACAUUUUACUUACAAGUGAAUAUGAAUAUCAUUAGAUCAUCGUACUAA